This is a messenger RNA of Schistocerca gregaria, 1280 nucleotides long. RefSeq names its product protein takeout-like. The transcript has 5 exons. NCBI's taxonomy places the organism in Eukaryota, Metazoa, Arthropoda, Insecta, Orthoptera, Acrididae. Bases 193 to 966 code for a protein of 257 amino acids. The record is from RefSeq and is a predicted model, not a curated record.
GCAGUGUACAGUCUGCGGCCGCGCGUUCGAGUCGUGUAGGCCUCGCGCCUGUGUGAAGAACUCUCGGGCUUCGAGAUGACGCGCGGACAGACGGAGGCUGGAGUCUAGGUGUUGGAGGGGGGACUAGGAGGGGGAGGGGGAGAGAGGGGCGGCGUUAUAUAGUGGCAGCGCGCGUGGGCGGCCGCAGCCAGCAUGAGGACCCCGGCGGAGACAGCGUCAGCAGCGGCAGCCCUUCUGGUGGCGGCGUGCGCGGUCGCAGCAGCGGCGGCACCCAACGAGCUCCCAAGCACUUUCAAAUUGUGCCACCGAAGCCAGCCAGAUAUUGCUCAGUGCAUUACAGAUGCAUUCCAAUCAGCUAUACCAGAACUUAAGAAAGGGCUUCCAGCAUUUGGAGUCUACUCAAUAGAUCCACUGAAGGUAACACAAAUGUUGAUUGAUCAGGGAGAUGGACCAGUUAAUAUCAAAUUGGAUUUCACUGAUCAGACAUUCACAGGAUUUGGAGACAUCACUGUGAAAGAUAUAAAGGUUAAUCUGGACCCAGACAACUUCCAUAUUGAUGCUAAGGUAUCAAUUCCCAAUUUGGACCUAAAAGGAAAAUAUCAAAUUGAUGGGAAAGUCCUUGUGCUACCAAUACAAGGGAAAGGAAACAGUGACCUCACAUUAAAGGAUGUAAUCUGCGAUGUAGCCAUGACAGGAGAACCGGUGGAAAAGUCUGGUGAAAAGUACGUCAACAUCAAAGACUUCAAGAUUAAUUUUGAAACCAGCCGCCUUUAUCUUACUUUUGAAAAUCUUUUCAAUGGUGAUAAAGCGUUAGGGGACAACAUGAACAAUUUCAUCAAUGAGAACUGGGAUGUAAUCUUAAAAGAACUGAAACCAGGCAUAUCUGAUGUUCUUGGAGCCAUUUUCCAGGAUAUAUCAAAUAGAAUAUUUUCAAAGGUUCCCUAUGACAAAAUCUUCCUGCCUUAAAAAUUCUUCUGCUGUUAUUCAUUCUACAAAUCUAGACAAACUGGUGCUGCACCUUUGCUGAUAUAAAAAGACAGAGUUCCGCUAUUGUGAAAUUUAUUCUAUAAAGAGGCAUCUGAUCAUUGUGCAUGAUUUGAAUAUUACUAGUCAAAUAGAGCAUCAUUUUGUAACCUUACUAUGUAUGCAUCAUGUAACACAAAAGAACAAUGUAUUACAAAUACUUACUACAGUGUAAUGACCUAUGUAAUCCAAGUAAGAGAUGUGAGUUAAUGAAUGAAUGAAAAGCAACAAAUAAAUAAAUAAGCUGUAUAAUACAA